AUGACCCCGGCCCGAGCCCCACCCCAACCGAUAUCCCUCCCAAACCGUCUACCUUUGGCCCGACCUACAGCGAGAACUGGCGGUCCUCGCUGCCCUUACUUUCCGUCUGUGUCCCGACCAGCGCCGGCGUCGGCGGCGCAAGCGAUGGACGCCACCGGCCUCCUGAACCUAUUCGCCGAGUGGAUGACGUCAUUGCGGUGGGCGGAGAUGAAGCAGUACUUUGAGCUGUGGAUAAGGUCGCUGGACUGGAACGGGAAGCCCAAUAGGCCCACCGUUGAACUCUACAAUUACUACCUUAGGGCGAACCUCAUGAUGGGGGCCCCAGCGGGGGACAUGCUCGACCUCGUGGCGAAGAUGGAGGACUUUGUGAUCGUGCCCAAUACGACGUCAUAUAAUCUCGUUCUCAAGGCUAUGCAGUUGGCUAACCAGGCGGAGGCCGCAUUGAAGCUGCUCAAGCGGCUGGAGGUGGCUGGAGGUGGAGCUCGGGCAGAUGACGAGUCUUAUGAUAUGGUAAUCACAAUGCUUUUCCAGCAAAAACAAAGUAUUGUUGCUCUGGAGUGCGUUGACAAGGCUUUGAAGAGUGGAUGUAGCUUGUCAAUGGAAGUGUUUACGCAGUGUGCGAGAGCUUGUCUGGAUGGGCGUAAGCUUGAUAAAUUGGUUGCGAUUAUCGAGAAGUGCAAGACCAUGGACCAGAACAAAGCACUUAGUCCUAGUUGGAACCAGUGCAACUAUAUCUUAGACGCUGCAACUCGAGAGGAUAACAGCAAGUUAGCGUUCCAUGCUCUGGAAUUUCUGGCCCGAUGGAUCGCCAAGGGUGAGGCUGCAAGACCGUUUAUGCAACUUGCCGUAGACGAAUGCUUGGUCGUUUCGGCACUAAGAACUGCAGCGAGGACCUAUACUUCUAAUCUCAUGGAUGCUUCAUGGGCUGUUCUUCGCCGAUCAUUACGCCAUAAAAAUCCAAGCCCACAGUGCUUCAUUGCUAAGAUAAAUGCCCAUGCAGCAUUUGGAAAUUUGGAAAAGGCUGUUGCUGCAUUGCGGGAAUUUGAGUCUGCUUGUGAAGGUUAUGAUGAAGAAGCUCGGGAAGAAAUGUUCUCUCCGUUUACUUCUCUGUAUCCGUUGGCAGUGGCAUGCUCAAGAAAGGGAUUUGAGACAUUGGAUCUGGUGUACCUCCAACUCGAAAAAUUGAGUCGUGCAGAAUGCCCUUACAAGUCUGUAGCUGCACUCAACUGUGUCAUUUUAGGUUGUGCAAAUAUAUGGGACCUCGUCCGUGCCUAUGAAACUUUUGAGGCUAUUCAUUCUUUUGGGUUGAGCCCUGAUGUCCAUUCUUACAACUGUUUGAUGUAUGCGUAUGGAAAGUUGAAGGGGAUCGCUGAAGCUGAUAAGGUACUUAACCACAUGGUUAGCUUGGGGAUCAAGCCCAAUGCAAAGUCUUACUCCCUGCUUGUUGAUGCACAUCUAGUUGUAAGAGAUGCAAAAUCUGCCCUUCAAGUGAUUGACCAAAUGGUAUCAGCCGGAUAUGUUCCAUCAAGAGAGACACUGAAGAAGGUCCGAAGACGUUGUACCCGGGAGAUGGACUAUGAAAGUGAUGUGUUGGUGGAAUCUUUUGCUAAACGCUUCAAUAUCCAAAUGGGCACUGAAGCCUCGAGGGAUUUUCUCUUCACUCUUGAUUACAGCACCAGUUAUGGUUGA
This is a messenger RNA of Dipodomys spectabilis (banner-tailed kangaroo rat), 1689 nucleotides long. RefSeq names its product pentatricopeptide repeat-containing protein At1g26460, mitochondrial-like. The record is from RefSeq and is a predicted model, not a curated record. The transcript is spliced from 6 exons. Gene Ontology annotation, molecular function: protein binding. Bases 1 to 1689 code for a protein of 562 amino acids. Lineage: Eukaryota; Metazoa; Chordata; Mammalia; Rodentia; Heteromyidae.